AUGGCCCUUUGGAAGGAGAUGAAGGAGGCACAAACCUCGAGAGUCCGACAAGGUCCAGGCUUUGGAUCGCACUUCUGGGACGAAAUCCAAUCACAAGUCGGUCGCAAGAAGGUCGAAAGCAAUCCGCUGGAAAAGUCCGACCCGAUACGCACUACACAAGCACAACAGCCCACGCCAAACCAAACUGCACAAGAGCGCAAUACUCGGCCAAAAGCAGACCUCCCACCUGAACCACCCAAAGAAGGCUUCCUGUCCCACUUCAUGGACGAACUACGCUCGCAAUCCCGUGGCCGCGACAAGAACCCUUGA
Aureobasidium vineae is the source of this 309-nucleotide messenger RNA. The record is from the annotation of a GenBank genome assembly. Lineage: Eukaryota; Fungi; Ascomycota; Dothideomycetes; Dothideales; Saccotheciaceae.